ACGUGUUUCCCCCGGACAACUGUGAGCAAACACCGCGGGCUCUUUGAUUUGGUUGUUUUUUGUUUUCCUUUACCCUGUUUUGGUUUCUUAGAACUAUCAUUAAAUAUGCAUGUACACAAACGUAUUUUAAAUGGCUGAAAGGACAAAUUUAAUAUUACUCUUUUAAAUGGUUUGCGAUGGUGUUAUGCAAAUAACUUGAUUCUGAAUUAUGUCAGCUCAACUGGCUAGAAUCACGAGAGAAAUGCCAGUAACUUCUAAAUUCAGUAACAUGAGUUUGUUUAUGCCGAGCAACGAGAGGUAGCAACACAACAGCUAACGUUACCAUAACAAAAUAUUUGAUUUAACUUUUUAAUUUUUAUUCGACCUCAGCAUUGUAUUAGUUUACAGCCAUUUAAUUGUUUUAAUGUGAUGACUACUUCAACGACAAGUAAGAUCUAUUUGGGACAGCAUCGGAUUGUAAAGACAAAAGGCUUAGUUCUUGCAGAUGAGAAACCAUCGAAUAGACAAUCAAGUCACCUGCAGGCAUGUUCCUCUGCAACAGAUAUAUGUGAGAAGAGAAGAUGUAAUGAGCCAACUAAUAAGCAAUGGAUGCCAGGAGACUCCACUCUGGCUAUGGAUGAGGAUAUUUUACAAGCCAUUGAUGAACUGGGUCCAGAAGUCUUGAAAUUCAAGAAAGAUGAAAAUAUUCAACAUACAACUGAAUCGGUAUCACUUAAGAAAAACUCUGACUUGCCACAAAAUAUAUGUGAGCAGCAAGUACAAAAUGCAGAAAAUAUCAGCCCUUCAAGUCCAGGGUCAGUGUGGUCACCAUCAGAGCGCAAAAGAACCAGAACACAAGCCAAAAAAGAGAAUGAUUGGAGGGAUUUGGCUCAAAAGCUUUUGUUCAGUGAAACCAAAAAGACUGAAGCAAGAGCCCGUGGCCGUGAGUUGAAAUGUGACAGGGAAUAUUAUUCACCUCAAAAGAUCCUGAACUCCAUGAAAAAAACAUCUAAAGUAGCAAAUGACAAGCAAAAUUUAAAGUUCAGAAGAGAUGCCAGCCCAAAUGACUCUGUCAGUAGUACCUCCAAGGAUUACAUUUUGUUCAGUCCGACACAUAUGGCUUCUGCUAAAGAGCGAUCCAUGUUGCAGAAGAGAUCAAUGAAAAACCUUUCGGUCUCUGUGCUGACCCCUCCUCCUGGACUGGAUCUUAGUGUCCUCGGUGAUGCUACACUCCCAGAUGCAGCAGAAAGCAUCCAUAUGGGACGUCCUGCCAAUCAGUCAGACAAGCUUAUGCUCUCCAGUUGGGGUCUCCCUAAGCCUGUUCUGGAAAAGUACCAGAGUCUCGGCGUUCAGAGGAUGUUUGAGUGGCAGGCUGAGUGUCUGACCUUGGGCAAAGUCUUGGAGGGCCAGAACCUGGUGUAUUCUGCUCCAACCAGUGCAGGGAAAACUUUGGUUUCUGAGUUGUUAAUCUUGAAGAGAGUUUUGGAAACAAGACAGAAGGCCAUGUUCAUUCUUCCUUUCGUGUCUGUGGCGCGAGAGAAGAUGUUUUAUCUACAGAAUGUAUUUCAGGAGGCAGGGGUCAGAGUGGAGGGGUAUAUGGGUAACACUUCAGCAGCUGGUGGGUUUUCAUCUCUGGAUGUUGCUAUUUGCACAAUAGAGAAAGCUAAUGGACUCAUCAACAGGCUCAUUGAAGAAGACAAAUUGGAUCUACUUGGAAUUGUUGUGGUCGAUGAGCUGCACAUGCUUGGGGACUCUGGUCGUGGAUAUCUGUUAGAACUUUUGCUGACAAAAAUCCAAUACAUUGCCCAAAAAAACUCAGCAAGGGACUCUGGUCAAAGUACUUCUCCUGGUGUCCAAAUUAUUGGUAUGAGUGCCACGCUGCCAAACUUGGACCUUCUUGCCCGCUGGUUGAAUGCUGAGCUGUAUAGUACUAACUAUCGUCCUGUGCCAUUGAUGGAGUGGGUCAAGAUCGGCUCAAAUGUCUAUGACGGAUCUCUGAACCUGGUCAGACAGUUCACCCCAGCUCUUCCAGUUAAGGGAGAUGAUGACCACAUUGUCAGCCUCUGCUUUGAGACAGUGCGGGACGGACACUCUGCACUGCUGUUCUGCCCUUCAAAAAACUGGUGUGAGAAAUUAGCAGAUACCAUUGGAAGAGAGUUUUACAAUCUUCAUCACAAAGAAAUGCAGUCAGGGUCUGGAGUGCAAAGUAUAUGUCUGAAGCAGGAAGGUCUCCAGGAUGUAGUAGCGCAACUCAAGCGCACUCCUGCAGGCUUAGACCAGGUCCUUCAGCGGACUGUUCCCUGGGGGGUGGCCUUCCACCAUGCAGGUUUGACGUUCGAUGAGCGGGAUAUUCUAGAAGGAGCUUUUCGUCAGGGCUACAUUAGGGUGUUAGCGGCCACCUCCACAUUGUCGUCUGGUGUGAAUCUGCCCGCUCGACGUGUGAUUAUCAGAACUCCUGUUUUCAAUGGUCAUUUGCUGGACAUCCUGACCUAUAAGCAGAUGGUGGGACGGGCAGGCCGUAAAGGAGUGGACACCAUGGGUGAGAGUGUGUUGGUCUGUAAAGAGGCUGAACGUGCAAAGGGGACGAGCCUUAUCCAGGGCUCUCUCAGGCCUAUCAGCAGCUGCCUGGUGAAGCAAGAGGGAGAGGGCAUCACUACCAGCAUGCUCAGGGCCAUCCUGGAGAUCAUAGUUGGAGGAGUUGCCAGCUCACCACAGGAUGUGAGGAUGUAUGCUUCCUGCACUCUGCUGGCAACCAGCAUGGCAACCGAACAGCCACAUCAGGAAGGAGCUGAAUCAGAAACUCGAAGCAAAGGGGCUAUUGAGGCCUGCAUAGAGUGGCUGAUGGACAAUGAGUUCAUACAUAUACAGAAGGAGGGAGAUGUGGAGAGGUACUGCCCCACACAUCUGGGUUCUGCGACUCUGUCCUCAUCUUUAUCACCCCCAGAAGCCCUGGGGAUUUUUGCAGAUCUUCAGAGAGCUAUGAAAGGAUUUGUGUUGGAAAAUGAUCUCCAUAUACUCUACCAGAUAACACCUGUGUAUGUGGACUGGACGACAAUAGACUGGUACCAGUUCUUCUGUUUGUGGGAGCAACUACCUUCUACAAUGAAGCGGGUGGCUGAGAUGGUGGGCAUUCAAGAAGGUUUUCUGGCCCGUUCUGUUAGUGGCAAAUUAAUUGCUAAAACAGAGAAGCAACGAAGACAGAUGGCCAUUCACAAACGUUUUUUCACAACAUUAGUUCUCCUUGACCUGGUAAGCGAAGAACCACUUGGAGCUGUUGCAAAGAAGUAUGGCUGUAGCCGAGGACAGCUUCAGUCACUUCAGCAGUCUGCCUCAACAUAUUCAGGUAUGGUUACGAUCUUCUGUAACCGACUCGGAUGGCACAACCUAGAGCUGCUUCUGUCCCAGUUCCAGAGUCGUCUGAGUUUUGGAGUCCAGAGGGAGUUGUGUGAUCUGGUUCGUAUCUCUUUACUAAACGCCUCGAGGGCACGUACACUCUACAGCUCUGGACUUGUCACUGUGGCAGAGUUGGCCAGAGCUGAUGUUACAGAGGUGGAGAAGGCUCUCAGAAAAGCUAUCCCUUUCAAAAGCUCCAGGCAGGCGGUGGAUGAGAGCGAGGUGGAGGCUCAAGAACGCAAGAACAUGCGCUGCAUCUGGGUCAGUGGGAAAAAGGCCUUGACUGAAAGGGAAGCUGCUCAGCAGAUCGUGGCUGAGGCCCGUCUGCUCCUCCAGCAGGAUUUGGCUCUUCUUGGGGUGGAAUGGAACCCAGCUUCCCUCUCAACAAAGAUCCAGCCAGAUUCCCGUUCCCCUGAGGAAUCAUCCAACACAAAACCUCUACAGUCCAUGUCAAGAGACCCAGAACAUGUAGAAAAUGUCAAUCCGAAUGGGGCCGAACAGAUGGCGGUGGAUAAAAGUGCUGACAUUAGUUCCCAUCCUCCUUUGAGGCCAUUAGAGUUCACUACCAGUUCAGGAAAAACAAUGGAUAUUGGUGUAUCAUCUGCCGAGUGUCAGCCUGCUAAGAAUUGUGAACAGCAAUCAAGUGUACUGCAUAAAGUUCUCAAAUCAAUAAAUGCCAAAGAUAAGGGCUGUCAGAAUAACCAGACAGCUGAGUCAUCGGAUUGUUCUUCAAAAUUACUUCAAAGGAGCUCCGGACAUAAUUCCUGUCUAAAAAGUACCUGCAUUUCUGGCAGUGACGAACAUUGUGUAAGUCCAGUUUUGAAACGCAGAAAGAUGAAUGUUACAGAUGCUGAAGCAGUACCCACGGUCAAUGGAGCAAAAACGGCAACUCAGAUCGCAAAAAACCCUAAACUAAUGUCAAAAGCUGAAGAGCUUUGCUCUUAUAAACCUGAAACUGACUGUAGAAUAGACAAAGACAAGAUGAAACUCCAGUCUUCAAUUGCUGAACUGAACCAAGACUUUGAGUCAAAAACACUACAGGAUGGGGAAGCCACAAAUGUCAAUGUAUUCCCCUCAGGUAGGGGAAAGAAGUGCACAUCUAAAACAAAACAUUUAAAUCAGAGUACACUAGAGGUUUACCAUGAAACUCAAAAUGAAAAGCGAGAAACGCUUACUCACAGUUUCAGGAAAUUCAACAGCAGAAUUGAGAAUGAAGGUGGCUCACAUGUGAACUCCAAAGUUAAAAAUGAUUUAGCCUGUCAUUCUGAAAAGCUCAGCUCCCCUGACUUGUACACAAAUGGAUUGGAAGAGUUUGGUGAUAGUUUUCAACUCGAUACUCAGACUGAGAAAAUGCUUCAAGGGGAUGAUUUUUCACAUGGCAAUUGUAAUUUAAACAUUCUCAAAGAAAAUAAACAGGACAAUUAUGUUGUUUCAGCAAAUAAGAUGAAAGUUGUCAGUCAGUCAUCUUUCCUUGAAAAUGAGAAUCAUGCAUCUAAAAACCAAAACAAAGACCCAGUUGAAUGUUUAUCAUCUAAUGAGAAUGGCCCGCCCACUGUAGGCAAACCAAAAUAUAACAUCUCACUAACUGACAGCCAGUUGGAGAAUAUUUUAAAUUACAGUAACCAAGUUGCUGAAGAAGAAUCAAAUGUAAAUAAACCCGCUGAGCAAGGGGAAAAUCAUGAGUCCUCUGAUCAUAUUACUGACAAUAGCUUCAACCGGAGCAGCAGCUUUCUGUUUGACAGUCUCUAUGACAACUCCAUCUUGGACGCCAUGGAGGAGGCAGCAAUGGAUCGAGAAAACAAGGAAGAGCAGGUGAUUGAAGCACAUUUAAAUUCACAUGGCUCUUCUCCAGAACUCAUUCCGGAGAGGAGAGAUGUUGUGUCAACAGAGGAUCAGGAAGCAAUCCAAUGGGGCGAAUCAUCUUUCAACCUUUCUGAAUGGGGAGAUUCACUACUUAUUGGAGAGCAGUAUCUUGAUAAAAUGAACAAUGUUGUCAAGGCUUGUGAUGGCCCAAGAUUGGGUGCAGAGAAGCCUAGCUAUACAGAUGACAUUGUGUCUGAACUAUAUGUAUCACAAAACAAUGAGCCUCAUCCAAAAGUUUCAUCUGAAAGACGUCAAUUAAACCGCUCAUCAUUUCACAUCAGCCCAGGAAUGCAGGACAUUUUUGAUCAAUGGUCUGAUCAGUUUUCAACCUUAUCUGAGCCUCUAGGGCAGUCAAAUUUAACUGUGGUGAAACCAAAUGCAGCUGCUGCUCUUGUCGAAAAAGCUUUUUCCCUAAUAACAAACCAUGAGAUUGAGCAGAGAGGUCUAAGAAGCGUAAGAACUGAAGAUGUUGUGGUAGUCCAGGCCAAACCACUGACACCGAAUGACCCUGUUCCUCCCACACCAGUUUCUGAACCAGUAACACCACGGGUCAAAAUGACCACCUCAGCUGUACAAUCACCUCUUAAUGUCACCAAGAACAGGUCCGGACUGGAUACAAAUUCUAAGUCCAAUACCCAGAAAGAUAAUCAAUCUUGUUUGAGGAGAAACUCAGCAUCAGAGUUAGACACGUGUCAGGCUGAUGAGGGCUUUACAAGACUUUCUCAGUGUCCACCAUUUCCUGCUUCUAACUCCUGCAGUCCAGAAACAUUUUCCAUAAUCGAUGUGGCAAGCGAUAAAAGGCUUUUCCAAACAUUUGUAGAGGAGUGGAAAACAAAGGACAGAUUUUCUCUUGCUGUUGCCUGUGAGAAGAUAGACAGAACCUCAAUGCAACCUGAGACAGUUAUAGGUGGAAAAUUCAAAAAACCUACUACCCCAAUGAGGAACAAAAGAAAAGAUGGCUUCCUUCUGAAAGGACAUGAGGAUCUUGUUGUCAUUGGCAUGUCUGUAUGCUGGGGCGCAAAAGAUGCUUAUUUUGUAUCUCUACAACAGGAGCUGUCAGGCACAGAUAUAAGUGCCAGUUUAGCUCCACCGCCUCUUGAUGAGACUCUUACAGUUGAGGAGCGGCUGAAGCAAAUUCAUUGCUGCUUGGAAAAAGAAUCGAGUGUGAUGGUCACUUAUGACUUUAUUCAACAUUACAAGACACUUCUCCUGGCGUGUGAGCUUGCUAUGCGUGGCACAUUUGAAGACCCAAAGAUUGCAUGUUGGCUUCUGGAUUCAAGCUCCAAAGAGCGCACCCUCCACAACAUGGUGUCCAGCUUCACUACUGAGGAUCUCCCGAUGUUGGAAGCAAUUAGUCCCGGUCAGAGUGUGCAGAGUUUAGGGAUCUAUGGAGAUGCCAGUCACCCGGGACGUUAUAGAGCUGCUGUUGAGUCUGUUUUGGUCUUCAGGGUCAUGACACAACUCAACUGUCUUCUUGAAAAGGAUGGUUUCUUGGAUUCAUUCAAGAAAGUGGAGAUGCCCACCCAAUACUGCCUGGCAUUGUUGGAGCUGAAUGGAAUUGGGUUUAGUGUUGCUGAAUGUGAGGCUCAGAAACAUGUGAUGCAAGCCAAGCUAAGUGUUCUUGAAUCCCAAGCCUAUCAGCUUGCAGGACAUAGCUUCUCACUGACCAGUCCAGAGGAUGUUGCGGAGGUGUUGUUUCUUGAGUUGAAGCUUCCUCCCAAUGGAGAUUUAAAUGCUCCUAAGAAUAAGAAGACACUGGGCUACACUAGAAGACCGGGAGCCCGUAUCAAACUUUCUAAACAGUUCAGCACAACCAAGGAUGUUUUAGAAAAGCUCAAGCCAUUGCAUCAGUUGCCAGGUGUUAUUCUUGAGUGGAGGAGGAUCACGAAUGCUUUGACAAAAGUUGUUUUCCCCUUGCAAAGAGAGAAGAAUUGGCACCCACAUCUGAAGAUGGACAGAAUACAUCCAAUCUCACAGUCACACACUGCCACAGGUCGUGUGAGCUUCACUGAACCAAACAUUCAGAAUGUCCCCAAAGAUUUUGAAAUUCAGAUGCCAACACUUAUAGAAGAAAGUCAACCAUUACAGAAUAAUGGUGCAAGCAAGACAUGGGGGAAACGAUCAAAGAUAAACCAGCUAUUGGCACCCCUUUUAAAAGUAUCUGACAAAUCACCAGAUAAAGGGAUGCCAUUUUCUGUCAGCAUGAGGCAUGCUUUUGUUCCCUUCUCAGGAGGUCUGAUUCUGGCUGCUGACUACUCACAGUUGGAGCUUCGCAUCUUGGCUCACCUGUCCCGAGACAGACGGCUCCUCCAUGUGCUUAACAGUGGUGCAGAUGUGUUUAAAAGCAUAGCAGCUGAGUGGAAAAUGGUGGAGCCUGCUUCGGUUGAUGAUAAUAUGAGGCAACAGGCCAAACAGAUUUGUUAUGGAAUAAUCUAUGGCAUGGGAGCAAAGUCACUUGGAGAGCAAAUGGGCAUUGAGGAGAAUGAUGCUGCCUGUUACAUUGAGACAUUUAAAUCCAGAUACACCGGCAUACAGAACUUUCUCCGUGAAACUGUGCAGAAGUGUGGGAAAAAUGGUUACGUGAAGACAUUACUCGGAAGGAAGCGUUUCUUGCCUGGAAUAAAGGACUCAAACGUGUACAUAAAGUCUCACGCAGAGCGACAGGCAGUGAACACAACCGUGCAGGGCUCUGCCGCUGACAUUGUGAAAUUAGCAACCAUCAACAUCCAGCGCAGACUGGAAGCAGCGUUUCCUGGAGUGCCCACAUCACAUCGGCACCCUCUAGUUAAAACGGGUGGUCGACACAGAAAUCAGUUCAGACCGUCUCGAGGAGGCUAUUUUAUACUUCAGCUGCAUGAUGAACUUAUCUAUGAGGUUGCAGAGGAAGAUGUCAUUCAGGUUGCUCAGAUUAUGAAGAGAGAAAUGGAAUGUGUUGUAAAAUUAUAUGUAAAGCUUAGAGUAAAAGUCAAAGUGGGUCCAAGCUGGGGUAACCUUCAAGAUCUGGAUAUAUAAAACAAGUCAUCUACUGUUUAUGAUUGUUUUACAUUAAUGAAUUGUUAAAACACUAAAUGUACAGAUGUGUUUUUAUAUAUGCUGUAAAUAUUUUUAAUCUAAAAUAAAAUUCAACAGAGGCUAAUAAGAACUUGUGUAAAACUUGAAAUGCAAACGUUUUUGUACAUUUUUGUCCAAAACAUUAAAAAGAUCGAACAUAA
Molecule: messenger RNA, 8447 nt
Organism: Rhinichthys klamathensis goyatoka
Lineage: Eukaryota; Metazoa; Chordata; Actinopteri; Cypriniformes; Leuciscidae
Gene: polq
Product: polymerase (DNA directed), theta
Exons: 32
Coding region: 409-8247 (2612 amino acids)
Biological process (GO): DNA-templated DNA replication; double-strand break repair via alternative nonhomologous end joining
Molecular function (GO): DNA-directed DNA polymerase activity; DNA binding; ATP binding
Source: RefSeq, a predicted model, not a curated record